Messenger RNA from Sphaerulina musiva SO2202, 683 nucleotides. RefSeq lists its product as uncharacterized. The transcript has 3 exons. Gene Ontology annotation, cellular component: endoplasmic reticulum. The record is from RefSeq and is a predicted model, not a curated record. The coding region runs from base 119 to 349 and encodes 76 amino acids. Lineage: Eukaryota; Fungi; Ascomycota; Dothideomycetes; Mycosphaerellales; Mycosphaerellaceae.
AUACCACACGACGAACCAGCAGUCCGUCUUCUGCUGCGACGAACCUCCUCGAGACUACUCCGAAACCACUCGAGCAGAGACGACAGCCAGCCAUCACAACAACUCCUGAUCCGACACAAUGGCACAAACACCACAACAACGGAGAGCGAACAACGCAUAUGCUGCUCGCGAACAAAAGAAGAUGGGAGCUCCACAGGAGGUUCGAGAGUCAUUACAGGCUGCAAGCACAAAGGCCGCGAAGAAGGUCGAGAAGGCCCCUAUAAGCAAGGGAUGGCUAUAUCUCAUGGUCUUCGUUGUCUGCGGCGGCUUGAUCUUCGAGCUUCUCCGCAUUAUCUUCAGCUACUUUUAAUCAAUCAACUGAACUGCGAUUUGCAACAGUCCCAGGCGGACAUCAGAAACUGGUGGUCGAGUUCGAAUUGUACUAGCCUAUAUGCGAGCAUACGAUUCAUCUUGACCGAACUGAGAUCUUAUAAGCUUGAAGCAUGGCUGGAUUAUAGGAGAGGUGUAAAGGAUCUGGCACAAAAAGCAUUCGGGGAACAUGGGCUGAAUCAGCGAUGGUUUCAUUUCAGGCUCAACAUUCACCACAGUUCAAUGAGCAUUUCAACACCAACCCCCAACGUGUUCUGCAGAGCUCAUACUAUCCGCCGCACCUUUGAAGAGGAGACCUCUCUUCACGAUUAAGC